Effrenium voratum is the source of this 543-nucleotide messenger RNA. The record is from the annotation of a GenBank genome assembly. Lineage: Eukaryota; Dinophyceae; Suessiales; Symbiodiniaceae.
GUCGGCAGCCAACUUUUCGAGAAGCGGCGGGUGCAAAAGUUUUAUCUGGCGCUGGUGCUGGGCCAUCCUCCGUGGAAGUCCGAGGUGCACCUGACGGACCGCCUCUGCGAUGGCGAAGGCUUCGCUCGGCGGCUGGCCGCGGAGGAGGAGACAGGCGAAGAGGCCGAGACCUUUGCGGAGCUGCUUAAAGUGGGCCUCUGGCCCAAAGGCCCUUGCUCUCGUGCGCCCUUGCCGGUGGCACUGGUGCGUCUGCGUUUGAUGACUGGCAGGCGCCACCAGAUUCGGCUGCACCUGUCGGGUGCUGGCUUUCCGGUCCUCGGGGAUGACACCUACGGAGGCAACCCCUGGGGCGACCGCGCAGGCAGCUACCGCAUGUUCCUGCACUCCCAUCGCUUGGUGCUCGAGGAGGAGAAGAUUUGCAUCGAGGCGCCCUGCGGCUUCGCGGAUGAGCUGACGCAGGAGGCUCGCUCGUUGCCAUUUCCACUCACUUCGUGGCCGAAGGCAGUUGCCCUGGGUGCACUGCCUCGUGUGGAAGGCAGCUGA